AUGGAGCUUAAAUCUCUCUUCAGCUUGAACAUAUACUUUUGUCUAUCGGCCCUCAUCACCCUCAACUCGGCCGCGCCUGGGGCUACAACUCGCAUCUCACCAUCGGAUUAUGAAUGGCACGCACUGCCCGCAAUCCCCUCGCCUCGACAAGAACAAUCCGUCGUCGCGGUGGGAAACAGAGUAUACAUCAUUGGUGGGAUCACGAGUAAUUUCUCCUACACAAGCGACACCCUCAACGAGCCGGUGGAGCUUCAACCUGUGAAAGAUGUUGAAUUCUACGAUAUCGAACAGCGUAGUUGGGGUUCAGCAGCCCCUCUUCCUGUCAGCAUCAAUCAUGGCAACGUGGCGAGUGUCGGAGGGAAGAUAUACCUCCUCGGAGGUCUUUCCGGCGCAAACAUGAGCACUUGGAACAAUCUUGCGAACAGCUACGUCUACGACCCUAGCUUGGACACGUGGACAGAGAUCGCCCCUAUGCCUGAGGGCACCGCGAGAGGAGGUGCAGCCGUUGGUGUUUACGGCUCUACCAUCAUUCUCGCAGGUGGACUUACAAAGCUCGACCUCACAGGGAAUCACGACCAAUUGAGUGUCAACUUCGUCAGCUCCUAUGAUACCAAGACCAAUAAAUGGAGCACCUCAUUCCCAUCACUACCAGGAGCAAGAGAUCAUGUUGCAGGGGCGGUUAUCGGCCAUACCUUCUAUGUGACCGGUGGCCGAGAUUUGGGCCAGUAUAACACGCGCAACAACACCUGGGCAUUGGAUCUCACGUCACCGUCAUUGUCUUGGGUUGAGAAGGCGCCACUGCCCACUGCACGUGGUGGAUUGGCAAGCGUUGCUAUCAGGCAGUAUCUUUUCACCUUUGGUGGCGAAGGCAAUACGAUGGACCCAAAUGGUGUAUUCAACAAUACGGAGGUAUAUGACACAGUAAACGACUCCUGGUUGAUUGGGCCUCCGAUGAGUCUACCACGUCACGGGACGAAUGCAGUCGCAAUUGGACCAGAGAUAUUCAUUCCGGGGGGAGGCAUUUUGAUUGCUGCAGGGCCGGUCAACGCCAGCACUGUCUACAGGCCUAAGGUUAUGUGGUAA
Molecule: messenger RNA, 1083 nt
Organism: Exophiala bonariae
Lineage: Eukaryota; Fungi; Ascomycota; Eurotiomycetes; Chaetothyriales; Herpotrichiellaceae
Exons: 1
Coding region: 1-1083 (360 amino acids)
Molecular function (GO): protein binding
Source: RefSeq, a predicted model, not a curated record